Molecule: messenger RNA, 3772 nt
Organism: Peromyscus leucopus (white-footed mouse)
Lineage: Eukaryota; Metazoa; Chordata; Mammalia; Rodentia; Cricetidae
Product: ADP-ribosylation factor-like protein 5A
Biological process (GO): intracellular protein transport; protein localization to Golgi membrane; vesicle-mediated transport
Cellular component (GO): trans-Golgi network; cytoplasm
Molecular function (GO): GTPase activity; GTP binding
Source: RefSeq, a predicted model, not a curated record
GCCGCGGCGGUAGCGGCCGGGCCUCGCGCGUGGCUGGGCGGCCUGGGCUGCGGCCUCCCCGCCGGUCCCUGGGAGCGGGCGCGCGGCGGGCGCGGGAGCAGUGGCGGAGGCCCCGGCGCGUCCUUCUGCCCCGCAGCCUGAGCCCGGGCGGCUGGAGGGCUCCGCUGCCCGAGGAUGGGAAUUCUCUUCACCCGGAUCUGGAGGCUGUUCAAUCACCAGAAGCACAAAGUUAUCCUUGUUGGGCUGAAUAAUGCAGGGAAAACUACCAUCCUUUACCAGUUUUCCAUGAAUGAAGUUGUACAUACAUCCCCUACAAUAGGAAGUAAUGUGGACGAGAUUGUGGUUAAUAAUACACGUUUCCUGAUGUGGGAUAUUGGAGGUCAAGAAUCGCUUCGAUCUUCCUGGAACACUUACUAUACUAACACUGAGUUUGUAAUAGUUGUUGUGGACAGCACAGACAGAGAAAGAAUUUCAGUAACUAGAGAAGAGUUCUACAAAAUGCUGGCCCACGAGGCAGCUGGAUUGCUGAUUUUUGCUAAUAAACAAGAUGUUAAAGAAUGCAUGACAGUAGCAGAGAUCUCCCAGUUUUUGAAGCUAACGUCUAUAAAAGACCACCAGUGGCAUAUCCAAGCAUGCUGCGCUCUUACUGGCGAGGGGUUAUGCCAAGGACUCGAGUGGAUGAUGUCACGGCUGAAGAUCAGAUGAUCUCUACUGACCUCUUCUCACAGACUCUGUAUCAACCAAGUGCUGGACUUUACCUGCAAGCUGCAAAAAAAAAAAAAAAAAAAAAAAAAAAAAAAAAAAAACGGUUGAGAUAUAUUUAUAAUAAACUGAUUUAAGUGUUUUUCUACAAGAAGGAAAAUGAAGACCACUCAUUUGAAAACAAAGAUGAACGUCACCGCCCAGUUUGCUCUCAUUCCUGCCGAAGUGCGUCAAAGCUGUGACUGACAUUUCUCACGAUGAAUCCUCUCCGGAUGUGGGAUGUGGUAGAGCUGUGGCGAGUACGAAGGGAGAGGAAGACAUUUGAACUGUAGAGCUUUAUUGUCCGAGUGCUUUGCCCUUCCCACCCCACCCCAAGUUGAAUGUUCCCUUCUCAUUACGUUGAAUCAAAUACAAAUCAGCACAGAUACCGUUCCCAGUUUUUAAAAAUGUAAUAUUAUGGAAAGUAUUUUGCUUAAAGUUGAAUAUGUAUUGUGUAUAUACCUCAAGUUCAGGUUAAUGGCUUUGAUUUGUGUUCUAAAGAAAAGCAGAUAAUACAAUAAUAACCUUAGUUAUUAUUACCCUAAUGUUAUUCAGUACCAACGUUAGUGUUAAGGGUCAUUUUUGUACUUUCCCUUCUGUUCUCUGUAUUGUUCUAACAAGCCAGCCCUGACCUAGAAUUGUUGAGCUGCUCCUUAAAAACAAAACAGGAAAAAGCUUGACAUUGUAUACCAAUUUUUCUUGCUCAGUAAUUGAGAUGGACAAAUGUAACACAAGUGAGUAGAGUGUCUGCUAGACUCCUGGCCAGGAGUGACUGGGCAGAAUUACAGACAGAGCAGUUACCAGACUUUCCCUUCUGUUGAUCCUAUGCCAACUCAGCUACUAAUCAUUCAUAAGUUGUGAUUAAAACUACCAGGUCAUUUUUAAUUGAAAAUCAUGGUGUGAAAUAUAUCUGCCCAAAGAGGAAACAUUCUAUAAAUAAUAAUAAUUAAUUUAGCUGCAGCUUUUUAGGUAUAACAUGACAAACAGCUAAAAAUGAAUUUGAGAGUAAGCAUAAGGCAUAGUUUUCAGUGAACAUUGAUAAUUUCUCAAUUUGCAGAUUUAUUUAUUUCUGUAGGUUUUCUUAACAUGUUCUUCUACUGCAUAAAAUACCUUGUUUAAUAGUUAGGAAAUCUAAAUACUCUGAAUGCUUUCGAGAAUUUGAUUGAAAAUUUGACAUGUUACAUUAUUUGUACUAGAAGUAAUUUGAUCCAAAACACCUUUUAUAUUUGCUGGGUUUUUUUUAAUUUAUCUAAAAGUUGGAGGUAUUUCUGUCAUAACUAUAAACAAAAUUACCAUGUGUUUUAACAUAUUCUUGGUGACUCUAUAUGCCUUUUGUGCCCUGGAAAUUUGAAGGUUAGUCAAAACUGUCAAGAUUUAGGAUAUUCAAAAAAAAAUUAACUAGUUUUAGUAUCAGACUUUAAAAUUUCCUGAAGAUUUUGAUAAGAUAUAGAAGUCCACAUUACAAGCAUUAAUGGAGCUUUGAAAAAUCUUUCAUUAAAUGUGAGACACUUAACUGUCUAAACCCAUCGGGUGCGGAUGAGUGUUAACAGGGAUGCUUUGUGUUUGAGACCUGCUGUAAGCCUCCCAGUACACUCUCAGCAUUUAAUGUUUGCCCACCUGCUCUGAGAAAAUCAGCCCUCAAUCACUGGGCUUUGUAGUGCUAAGUUCUAGUCAUACGUUCUAAUACUCCAAAUCACGAUGAGAAGUUUCCUCUGGUGUAUUAGAAAAUCCCCUUAAAGACUCACAUCUACUCCGUAGUUUGUUAAAGACAAACAGCCUCUAAUGGAGCCCUUCCCACCCCUCCAGAGCCCAGACCUACAGCUGGCUAAAAAGCUAAAUUUUUAUUUUUUAAUUUGAACAAUCAUGUGCAUAGUUGCUUGGAUCACUGUUACAUCAGUUCAACACAUACCAGCACAUUCUGAUGUUGCCAGGGUAUUGGCUAAAAUUUAUUUCUUAGUUGGAUGUUUAAAGUGUUUGCUCCAUUGUUAAGGUUGGCAUAGUAUAGGCAGUUACUGACAUGUCAUAAGAAAGCAUGAAACUUUACCACUUUUACAAAAUAUGAGGUUUUUGGUUUUUAACCCUUUUAAACUAAGCAUCAAAAAAUAUGAUUCUUGUGUAUUUGUACAUAAAAACAAAAUUAUAACUGAGUAAAGAGAUUUAAUAUAUGAAAAUAUCAAAACUGUCAAACAGUAUUAGGCCUAACUAUGGCGGAGUACCCCCUUGACGUCAUGCUGGCAGUUUACAUGUCAUGGGGCAGAACUCAGCAAGCCCUGUGGUUUCAGAUGUUAAUAUGCGACUUCUGGGUGUAAACAAACAUCUCAUUUAACCUCACUGUGCUCAGCUCUGAAAAGAACAAAGAUUUACACCUCUGUACAUGUGAAUAGAUUUAAGUGUCCCGUUUUGAUACUAAUUUUGAAAGUUGUUUAACUUCUCUUGAUAUCUUGGUAAAAGUGGCCAUAAGAUAAAUCAUUUGGAUAUAUUUGAUUUUGUCAUAACAUUUAUAAAGUGUAUGUUUCCCAUUAUAUUGAGAGUUUUAUUUUAAAAAUUCAGUUUCCCUUAUAUUUCUAGCACACCUUGGCCAUCAUAGUAGACAAAGAAUACAGAGAAGACAAGUAGGCUGGGCAGUGGGGAAUGAGUAUUCAUUUUCUUGUGACAUUUUGCCUUAAGAAUAAAAAGGUGCAUUAGCACUGCUGGUUGGCAUUUUGAAUGCAGGUGGUAAACCUAGUCUUACAUAAGCAUAGCAUGAGGUAGAAGGAAUAAGAGUUUGUUUCCUGGCCUUGAAGAAGUGCCUCAUAGGUAGUCACAGGAAGUCGCAGGUAAGUGUGGGGAGUGUGAGGACAGGCAAGAGGUCCCUAAGGUGUCUUUUCCUUUUGUCUGAGUGUAUAGUAUUAAGAAGCCGAGAAGAGAGACAGUAUUGGUCCUCUCUUACAGGCACUUUAUAUUUCUUGCUGUAACUGCAGCAAUCACAUACAGUACAGACAACCUCAAAAUCUGUUUAUAUUAGUGUAAAUAAAUUAAAAUAAAAAUCAUA